AUGGCACCCCAAGGCCCCUACAAGCUCGUCACCGUCAACAACGCCCCCGAGCGCGCCCAGCGCCUCAUCGGCCGCGUCGUCGCCGACGUCAAGGACAAAUACACCAUCAUCCACGCCGCCAACUGCGAGGACAUCUCCCCCGAAGCCGUCAGCGCCAUCGUGAAGGAUGUCCAGCCUGAUCUUCUCUUCACUGCCUCAAUGUGGACGCCCGAGCAAAGCGAUGCCGCUCAUGCGGCCGCCCGCUCUGCCGCCCCAGGGAUCCGCACCUUUGCGCUGCCGCAAGGUCUGCAAGUCGAGCGGGGCCCCGACGCCGUAGUCGACUUCAUCAAGGAGCAUUUGCCAGGGCUAUUGGAGGGAGCGGAGGCGGACGGCCCCCGGGGCUAAGGCUGACUGUACUGAGUCCCGUGUACGCGUGUCAGGCUGGACAAGUUGACUGGAUCGACACAGACGGCGACGAUGAGACAGAUUAACAAUGGAUUGACAAUGGGCGGGGCUGGAGUGGACCCCGAGGACCCCGACCCCGACCCCGACCCCGACCCUCCCCGGCUUAGCAUCGCAAUUAUACCUCUGUAUGGAUACGACGCAAUGUCGUAACUGGCAAAUGAUACAGUGGUGAUUCGCAGCUCCCCUGCCGCCCCUGAAUUGAUCCACGCAAAGGGGCCAGGUUGAUCGCCGACGCUCGAUUAGGGUGAACAAGACUCUAGAUUCCCACAACUC
Messenger RNA from Aplosporella prunicola CBS 121167, 717 nucleotides. RefSeq lists its product as uncharacterized. Lineage: Eukaryota; Fungi; Ascomycota; Dothideomycetes; Botryosphaeriales; Aplosporellaceae. The coding region runs from base 1 to 384 and encodes 127 amino acids. The transcript is spliced from 3 exons. The record is from RefSeq and is a predicted model, not a curated record.